Molecule: messenger RNA, 876 nt
Organism: Antrostomus carolinensis (chuck-will's-widow)
Lineage: Eukaryota; Metazoa; Chordata; Aves; Caprimulgiformes; Caprimulgidae
Product: lysine-specific demethylase 3B-like
Exons: 4
Source: RefSeq, a predicted model, not a curated record
CAGAUGGGAACAGAGAGUCAAAAUCAGAUUCUACAGGAACAGCCUUCCCUAAGAGAAUCUGUCAAUGCAUUGAUCAGUGACCAGAAGCUUCAGGAGAUAUUUAGUAGAGGUCCUUACAGUGUCCAAGGCCAAAGAGUUAAGGUUUACCAACCAGAGGAUGAAAAUAGCUGGCUUUGUGGUGUUGUGAGCCAUCAAGACUCAGUAACUCGUCUUAUGGAGGUGUCUGUGACUGAGAGUGGUGAAAUAAAGUCGGUGGAUCCUCGACUGAUUCAUGUGGUGAUGGAUAAUACUUCUCCAAGUGAGGGAGGAGGCCUAAAAGCAGCUAAAACAUCUAAAGGGAAAAAGAAGAAAGAAAGUCUGGAGGGAAAGGAUGGACGGAGGAGGAAAAGUGCUUCAGAUUCUGGGUGUGAUCCUGCAACAAAGAAGCUAAAGGAGAGGGGUGAGGUGGAUAGCAAUGAUAAUGAUGGAAGUGAGGCAAGUAGAGGUCCUUGGAAAGGAGGCUCCAGUAGUGAAACAGGACUUGAUCCAAGGGCCAAACAGUUGCCUUCAUUCAUUCCUCAGAUUAAUCGCAAUAUUCGCUUUGCCACUUACACCAAAGAGAAUGGCCGAACACUAGUAGUCCAAGAUGAGCCAGUUGGUAGUGACGCACCAUCGCCCUUUGCUCCAUUUUCCUCUGGACAAGCAUUACUAGUUGGAUCUGGAUGUAAAGAGGCAGGAAAAUCACUGGAACAGGUUGGCCAAGGCACAAUGACUUCUGCAACUGCAGUUACUACAACUGCUUUGACGCCGACAACUGUGAGAAUCUCUGAUACCAGUUUGCCCACUGUUACUGGACAGGAGAAACUGAAAACAGGCCGAUCACAGGCCCCGGGAGAG